AUGGCCAAGGGUGAAGUUAACCAGGCGGACAAGUCCUUCAUGGGCAUGCCCGGAUUCGUCGUCGACUUCCUGAUGGGUGGUGUCUCUGCCGCUGUCUCCAAGACCGCCGCUGCCCCCAUCGAGCGUGUUAAGCUGCUCAUCCAGAACCAGGAUGAGAUGCUCAAGCAGGGUCGUCUUGACCGCAAGUACGCCGGUAUUGUCGACUGCUUCAAGCGUACCUCCGCUUCCGAGGGUGUCAUGUCCUUGUGGCGUGGUAACACUGCCAACGUCAUCCGUUACUUCCCCACCCAGGCCCUGAACUUCGCUUUCCGUGAUACAUACAAGUCCAUGUUCGCCUACAAGAAGGACCGUGAUGGCUACGCCAAGUGGAUGAUGGGUAACCUUGCCUCCGGUGGUGCUGCUGGUGCCACCUCCCUGCUCUUCGUCUACUCCCUCGACUACGCCCGUACCCGUCUUGCCAACGAUGCCAAGUCUGCCAAGGGCAGUGGUGAGCGCCAGUUCAACGGUCUCGUUGACGUCUACCGCAAGACCCUCGCCACUGACGGUAUUGCCGGUCUCUACCGUGGUUUCGGUCCCUCCGUCCUUGGAAUUGUUGUCUACCGUGGUCUGUACUUCGGCAUGUACGACUCCAUCAAGCCCGUUCUCCUGGUUGGUCCUCUUGAGGGCUCUUUCCUCGCUUCCUUCCUGCUCGGCUGGACUGUUACCACUGCUGCCGGUGUUGCUUCUUACCCUCUUGACACUGUCCGCCGUCGUAUGAUGAUGACCUCCGGUGAGGCCGUCAAGUACAAGUCCUCCAUGGAUGCUGCCCGCCAGAUUGUCGCCCAGGAGGGUGUUAAGUCCCUCUUCAAGGGUGCCGGUGCCAACAUCCUCCGUGGUGUUGCCGGUGCUGGUGUCCUGUCCAUCUACGAUCAGGUCCAGCUCCUCAUGUUCGGCAAGAAGUUCAAAUAG
Molecule: messenger RNA, 948 nt
Organism: Penicillium diatomitis
Lineage: Eukaryota; Fungi; Ascomycota; Eurotiomycetes; Eurotiales; Aspergillaceae
Product: putative mitochondrial ADP,ATP carrier protein (Ant)
Exons: 4
Coding region: 1-948 (315 amino acids)
Biological process (GO): mitochondrial ATP transmembrane transport; mitochondrial ADP transmembrane transport
Cellular component (GO): mitochondrial inner membrane
Molecular function (GO): ATP:ADP antiporter activity
Source: RefSeq, a predicted model, not a curated record